Jatropha curcas is the source of this 3228-nucleotide messenger RNA. It is a transcript of the gene SEC15B, whose product is annotated as exocyst complex component sec15B. Gene Ontology annotation, biological process: Golgi to plasma membrane transport; exocytosis; intracellular protein transport. The record is from RefSeq and is a predicted model, not a curated record. NCBI's taxonomy places the organism in Eukaryota, Viridiplantae, Streptophyta, Magnoliopsida, Malpighiales, Euphorbiaceae. Gene Ontology annotation, cellular component: exocyst; membrane.
AGUAAUUACCGUUGUCAAAAUUAGUCAAACCAAGCCUCCAGUUUCCCCGAUCUUCUCCUUUGUCAAAAUAACCGCCUCUAAUCAAUCCUCUUCUAAAUCGUUUCCCUCAUCAAUCCAGUAACCGUCACCGAAAUGCACUCCACAAAGCUCCGCCGGAAAGUGGCUCCGGCCAACGGAGACGCUGACAAUUCCGCCGAUAAGCAGGACCAGCUCCUCCUCUCAGCCGCCAUCUGCAACGGGGAGGACCUCGGUCCUUUCGUCCGCAAGGCUUUCGCUUCCGGCAAGCCUGAGACACUUCUCCACAAUCUCCGACAGUUCUCCCGCUCCAAAGAGUCAGAAAUCGAGGAAGUUUGCAAAGCUCACUAUCAAGACUUUAUUAUGGCCGUCGAUGACCUUCGAUCCUUACUCUCCGACGUAGAUUCACUGAAAUCAGCCCUCUCUGACUCCAACUCUAAGCUUCAGUCUGUAGCGGGUCCUCUCUUAACCGUCCUUGAUUCUUAUAUAGAGGCCCAAACCGUCUCUCGCAAUGUGAACUUAGCUCUUACUUCAAUCAUGUCUUGUAUCAAGCUCAUGGAGCUAUGCUCCAGAGCCAACGAUCAUUUAUCCAGUGGUAACUUCUACAUGGCCUUGAAGUGCGUGUAUACGAUCGAGAACGAGUUAUUGGAUAGCACGCCAUCGUCUACUUUGAAGAGGAUGUUGGAGAAGAAGAUACCGGAGAUUCGAUCGCAUAUAGAGAGGAAAGUGAGCAAAGAGUUUGGUGACUGGCUUGUGGAGAUCCGUGUAGUAAGUCGCAAUUUGGGUCAGUUGGCUAUCGGUCAAGCUUCGGCGGCGAGGCAGCGAGAGGAAGACCUGAGAAUCAAGCAGAGGCAAGCUGAAGAGCAAAGCCGUCUCAGUUUGCGAGAUUGCGUGUAUGCUUUGCAAGAGGAAGAUGACGACGACGGCAUAAAUGGUGGAAUAGGAGAUGAUGGUAAAGAUGGGUACAGUAAUGGUGGCAGUGCGUUGUUAGGGUUCGAUUUGACUCCGCUGUAUCGAGCUUAUCAUAUCCACCAGACAUUAGGACUUGAGGAUCGGUUUAGGCAGUAUUAUUUUGAGAAUAGGAAGCUUCAGUUGACUUCAGAUUUUCAGGUAUCAUCCAUGACCCCUUUCCUUGAAUCUCAUCAAACUUUUUUUGCGCAAAUUGCUGGAUUUUUUAUAGUAGAAGAUCGGAUAUUGAGGACUGGAGGAGGUCUCAUCUCGAGAAUGGACGUUGAAAAUUUGUGGGAGACUGCCGUUAGUAAGAUGUGUUCAGUGUUAGAAGAUCAGUUUUCUCGGAUGCAAACUGCAAAUCAUCUUUUGUUAAUCAAGGAUUAUGUGAGCUUGCUUGGGGUGACUUUGCGCAGAUAUGGGUACCCAGUAGAUGCUUUAUUAGAUGUUUUGAGCAAACACAGGGAUAAGUACCAUGAGUUACUGUUGUCUGAUUGUCGCAAGCAGAUAGCAGAGGCACUCGCUGCUGAUAAGUUUGAGCAGAUGCUAAUGAAAAAAGAAUAUGAAUACUCGAUGAAUGUUCUUUCAUUUCAGCUACAGACAUCGGAUAUUAUCCCGGCAUUUCCCUAUGUUGCACCUUUUUCAUCCACGGUGCCAGAUUGUUGUCGAAUUGUGCGGUCCUUUAUCGAAGAUUCAGUGAGUUUUAUGUCCUAUGGUGGGCAGCUUGAUUUCUUUGAUGUUGUAAAGAAAUAUUUGGACCGGUUAUUGGGUGAGGUUCUGGAUGAAGCUUUACUGAAACUUAUAAAUACAUCAGUCCAUGGGGUUUCCCAAGCAAUGCAGGUUGCUGCAAAUAUGGCUGUGAUUGAACGUGCUUGUGAUUUCUUUUUUCGACAUGCUGCACAACUGUCUGGCAUUCCCUUGAGAAUGGCAGAGAGAGGUAGGAGGCAGUUUCCACUAAACAAAGCUCGAGAUGCUGCGGAAGAGAUGCUAUCUGGGUUGCUUAAACAGAAGGUUGAUGGUUUCAUGACAUUGAUUGAGAACGUGAAUUGGAUGGCGGAUGAGCCCAUACAGAAUGGAAAUGAAUAUGUGAAUGAGGUCAUAAUAUAUUUGGAAACUCUGGUUUCUACUGCUCAACAGAUAUUGCCAGCACAAGUUCUUAAAAGGGUCUUGCAAGAUGUUCUUUCUCACAUUUCAGAGACUAUUGUUGGGGCAUUAUAUGGGGACUCUGUUAAGAGAUUUAAUAUAAAUGCUAUCAUGGGGAUUGAUGUAGAUAUUCGGUUGUUGGAAUCUUUUGCAGAUAAUCAAGCUUCUUUGUUCACUGAGGGAGAUGCAAAUCAGUUGAAAACAGCACUUGCUGAGGCAAGGCAAUUGGCUAAUUUGCUUUUGAGCAAUCACCCUGAGAACUUUUUGAACGCUGUAAUUAGGGAGAGAAGCUACAAUGCUUUGGAUCAUAGGAAAGUUGUGACUAUAUCAGAGAAGUUGAGGGAUCAAUCAGAUAGACUAUUUGGAACUUUUGGGAGCAGGGGAGCCAGGCAGAAUCCCAAGAAGAAAUCUCUAGAUGCGAUGAUAAAAAGACUCAAGGAUGUCAGCUGAUUUGGUUCAAUGCUGAACGAAUUAUACUUGCUCUUUCUCUUAAUCUUUGAUGUAGGACUUGAUCUAUGGACUACCUUGAGCAUUUGACAGAGUGGUAUCAUCAGUGAUUACAUAAUUGCUUGGCAUGGGGAAUUGCGAUGAGUUGAUUGUUGACAAUAGCGAGUGUAUUAUUGGUGGCAACAAUAGCUUAAGAACAAUAGGCCUGUAUCAGGGUUGUAUGGCCAGCGGUUGUUAAAAGCAAAGCCUACAGAACAAUGUACUUUUGUUGGAGAUUCCGUGCUUUUACUCUGAUGCAUUGCUGUAUUUUAGAAGGUGGAUAUCAAUCCAACUUAUUUGACAAUUGGAACUUGGAAGUAAAAAGCAUCAUAGCCAACUACUACAUAGUUGCCAAACAACUUGGAACCUAAGGCCUCCUGUUUUCAGCUCACAAAUGUGGUCUUUCUCUAGUUGCAUUCUUUUAUAUAUCAUCUGUGAGUAUUCAUUUCAUUUGAUUUAACGAGGUUGUUUUACCUGUACCUCGUAUUCAGACUAGGUUAUUUUGUGGAAGAUUGUCAACCUGGCACUUGUAUUUUUAUGGCAGACAUAUCUUCUAAUAUAAUUUGGACUUAGAACAGUAAAAGAUAGUACAUAUUAACUAUAAGCUUGAGGUAUACUUUAAAAGCUUUGUUUUCA